AUGCCAGUGAGACGGGGUCAUGUAGCGCUCCAGAACACGUACCUGGACACCAUUAUCAGGAAAUUCGAUGGACAAAACCGCAAGUUCCUGAUCGCCAACGCCCAGAUGAAGAACUGCGGCAUCAUCUACUGCAACGAGGGCUUCUGCCAGAUGUUCGGCUUCUCGCGGGCGGAGAUCAUGCAGCAGUCCUGCACCUGCCAGUUCCUGGUGGGGCCGGGCACCAUGAAGAGCGCCCUGGCACAGCUCGCACAGGCUCUGCUGGGCUCCGAGGAGCGCAAGGUGGAGAUCCUCUACUAUGCCAAGGAAGGGACCUGCCUGCCCUGUCUGGUGGAUGUGGUACCAGUGAAGAACGAGAGUGGUGUGGUCAUCAUGUUCAUACUCAACUUCCAGGAGCUGCUGGGGCCCUCACUGAAGAAGGGAGGAUUCAGGCAGAGGAUGACUCAGGGCUGGAUCAGAGCAGGUCAGAAUCGUAGACUGAGACUGAAGUUGCCUUCUCUGCGCUCUGUGGCCCUGCGACGGCCUUCCCUCUCCAAAGAGCAGUUUGAGGGUGUGGUGGUGGACCUGCUGAAGCCGAGCAGCGAGGAGGUGCCGCUGAAGGAGUUCCGCAUCCCGUCCAAGGAGAGCUGCAUGCAGUCCGAGACGGAGGCCCUGAUCGAGCAGGACCGGGACCCCCAGCCGCCCGCGGGCCACUCCUCCCUCAAGCGGCCCCCCCACUUCCCCGAGCGCCUGGACCCCAAGGGGGUCUUCGCCGGGGGCAGCCUGCCCCGCAGCCGGUCCCGGGAGAGCGUGAGGAGCCUGCGCCGUGCCUCCUCGCUCGACGACAUCGACAGCAUGAGGGCAGACUGGGGCGGCCGGGGCGGGGACCCCGGGGCCAACAGCUACGUUAAGCCGAGCCUGCUGAACUCCACCUCGGACUCGGAUCUGAUGAAGUACCGGGCCAUCAGCAAGAUCCCACAGGUCACUCUCAACUUCGGCACCGACAAGCUUCGCCCACCGUCACCCACUGAGAUCGAGAUCAUCGCGCCGAGCAAGCUGAAGGACCGCACGCAGAAUGUCACGGAGAAGGUCACACAGGUAGGACGAAUGGUGCUGUCCCUGGGGGCGGACGUGCUGCCUGAGUAUAAGCUCCAAGCGCCACGCAUCCACAAGUGGACCAUCCUGCACUACAGCCCCUUCAAGGCCGUGUGGGACUGGAUCAUCCUCCUGCUGGUCAUCUACACGGCCGUCUUCACGCCCUACUCGGCCGCCUUCCUCCUCAAUGAGCAGGAGGACCAGCGGCGGCGCACCUGCGGCUACACCUGCAACCCGCUCAACGUGGUGGACCUGGUGGUGGACGUCAUGUUCAUCGUCGACAUCCUCAUCAACUUCCGCACCACCUAUGUCAACCACAAUGACGAGGUGGUCAGCCACCCGGGCCGCAUCGCCCAGCACUACUUCAAGGGCUGGUUCCUCAUCGACAUCGUGGCCGCCAUCCCCUUCGACCUGCUCAUCUUCCGCUCCGGCUCUGACGAGCCACAGACAACCACUCUGAUAGGCCUGCUGAAGACCGCCCGGCUUCUGCGAUUGGUGCGCGUGGCGCGGAAGCUUGACCGCUACUCGGAGUAUGGCGCGGCGGUGCUCUUCCUGCUCAUGUGCACCUUCGCCCUCAUCGCCCACUGGCUGGCCUGCAUCUGGUAUGCCAUCGGCAACGUGGAGCGGUCUGGAUCCUCCGGCAUUGGCGCCAUGAAAAUCGGCUGGCUGGACAACCUGGCUGACCAGAUCGGCAAGAGCUACAACGACAGCGACUUGGCCUCCGGCCCCUCCAUUAAGGACAAGUACGUGACGGCGCUCUACUUCACCUUCAGCAGCCUGACCAGCGUGGGCUUCGGGAACGUCUCGCCCAACACCAACCCCGAGAAGAUCUUCUCCAUCUGCGUCAUGCUUAUUGGCUCUCUGAUGUAUGCCAGCAUCUUUGGGAACGUGUCGGCCAUCAUCCAGCGUCUGUACUCGGGCACGGCGCGUUACCACACCCAGAUGCUGCGGGUCAAGGAGUUCAUCCGCUUCCACCAGAUCCCUGGGGGUCUGCGGCAGCGGCUGGAGGAGUACUUCCAGCACGCAUGGUCCUACACCAACGGCAUCGAUAUGAAUGCGGUGCUGAAGGGCUUCCCGGAGUGCCUGCAGGCGGACAUUUGCCUGCACCUGAACCGCAGCCUCCUGCAGAACUGCAAGGCCUUCCGGGGGGCCAGCAAGGGCUGCCUGCGGGCCCUGGCCAUGCGCUUCAAGACCACCCACGCCCCGCCGGGCGACACCCUGGUGCACUACGGCGACGUGCUCACCGCCCUCUACUUCAUCUCCCGCGGCUCCAUCGAGAUCCUGCGCGAUGACGUGGUGGUGGCCAUACUAGGUAAAAAUGACAUCUUUGGUGAGCCCAUCAGUCUUUACGCAAGACCUGGCAAGUCCAAUUCAGAUGUGCGGGCGCUGACCUACUGCGACCUGCACAAGAUCCUGAGGGACGACCUGCUGGAGGUGCUGGACAUGUACCCUGACUUCUCUGACAACUUCUGGAGCAACCUGGAGAUCACCUUCAACCUGCGAGAUGCAGAUCGAAUUAUCCAGCCGAUCCCCAGCGAAGACUCGGACUGCGGCUACCGCCGGCCGCGACGCCGGAGAAACUCCCUGCACUGCCGCAACAGGCCGGAUGGGAUGGAUCGGGAGGACUCCUACCCGGACCAGCCAUGCCCCACCCUGGGUAACCAUGGGGGGGCAGUGCCGCACUCCCACUGGGAUGAGCUGUGCAGCAGCCCCAGCCCGUGCUCCCAGUCCAGCGAGGAUGAGAUGAAGCCUGUGGGCCACAGCAAGGGCGAGCUGUAUCCGCCCGGGGGCGACACCCGCGACUACCCCCCUGCCGUGGUCAGCCUGCUACCCCCCAGCGGUGCCCCAGCAGGUAUGGGGGGACCCCUGGACCGAGGCCACCCUUACGCAGCGGCCCCUCUCAGCAUGCCUGGCCUGUAUGGGUACUGGCCCGACCGCCGAUCCAGCCAGUUCUCGGAGAGCCAGCGGCGCUCGUCCUCGGUGCGGGCCACCUACCACCCGCCCCCGUGUGCAGAGGACCGCCCCAGCGAGCUGGAGUCCCGCCUGGAGCUGCUGCAGUCCCAGCUCAACCGAUUGGAGACGCGAAUGACAGCUGAUAUCAACGUAAUUCUGCAGCUACUCCAGAGGCAGAUGGCCCCGGUGCCCCCCGCCUACAGCGCCGUGUCUCCCAGCACCCACCCGCCGCACCCCUCUGCCCUGUACGGCACGGGGGCGCAGGUGCUCCACAGCGUGGGCCCCAUCCCUCCUGUGCAGAUCGACAGCCUGGCCUCGCCCCUGCAGAGUCCAGACUCGGACAAGUUCAACCACAAGUCACGGGACUCCCUGUCUAGCGGCAUCCACCUGACUGUGGCGUCAGAUGAAACCAUGUCCAUGUCCCCCGAGAUGGAGCCGGCCGUCCCCCCCAGCCUCGGCCCGGUGCAGCCCCUCGCCUCCAUUGCGCCCCCCGGACUCUGCAGCAGCCUGCGCUUCCCCUCCCUCCCCGAAAACCUGGAGACUUCCUCAGGCUUGGCCGAGAUCCAGAGGCACGUGUCGGACCCCAUCCUGCCCGGCAGCUAG
Messenger RNA from Megalops cyprinoides (Indo-Pacific tarpon), 3627 nucleotides. It is a transcript of the gene kcnh6a, whose product is annotated as potassium voltage-gated channel, subfamily H (eag-related), member 6a. Gene Ontology annotation, cellular component: membrane. The coding region runs from base 1 to 3627 and encodes 1208 amino acids. The record is from RefSeq and is a predicted model, not a curated record. Gene Ontology annotation, biological process: regulation of heart rate by cardiac conduction; regulation of ventricular cardiac muscle cell membrane repolarization; membrane repolarization during action potential. Gene Ontology annotation, molecular function: inward rectifier potassium channel activity. The transcript is spliced from 16 exons. NCBI's taxonomy places the organism in Eukaryota, Metazoa, Chordata, Actinopteri, Elopiformes, Megalopidae.